AUGAGCUCACAGCCUGGGGCAAGCUCUCAGGUCAGUCAGCCCAAUAACCAGACGCAGUCAGCGAACCAGAAAAAUAAACCACCCCACACCCCCGAGGAUGAUGACCACCCACCUCUCUUUUUGGGCUCCAGUUCCGCGAAGGAUCCUAUUUCUGAUAAGGACCCUGCUUUUGAGAAGGACACCAGCUCUGGGGAGGAUACCGAUUCGAAAAAGGAGGUCAGCUCUGAGGAGGACGCUGACCCUGAGAAGGACUCAGGCCACGGGGAGUGCUCAGGUCACGAGGAAGAUGCCGCUUCCGAGGAAAACGCCGAUUCUAGGGAGGGCUCCGGUUCUGUAACCUCCAGUCCAGGAAGACUGGCCCAUGUUUUCAGGGCGGUGCGGGAUGACCGUGAAGUGAGACUUGCCUGCCCUUGGGAAGAAGGUUACCUUGAUCUUCCAGGCGGGCCUCUUCGGCCUCCUGGCAAAAUCUUCAAUCCUUUCGAUCCCGGUUGGAAUCUUGCUCGCAACAGAAUGGAUGCGCUUGGCCAUCCCUAUUGGUAUUUCGACGGCCCUAAACCGGACAACAACACUGGGUAUAGAUUCUGGAGACAAGCUCAAAGAGCGGCACGAGUGUGUAUCUAUCUUCUAUGGGCGAGGGGCCCACUGAACCUAGUCACUAAGGACCUGGUGGGCCUCCUGAACAUGGAUUCGCGCCCAACUGGUGCAAGUGGCCUCCCGGUUUUGAAGCUAUUAGCCAUCAAGUGCUUUUUUACUAUGCUCAUGGACAACAGGAUGAAAAGGCUGACGACGUGGCCGAUGACGGAUGAUGCUAGUUACGCUCGGCGUAACCAAUUCACGGCCUACGUGCUCUCUGAUGUGUUUCUUUGUUUUGAAUUCACGGGCCGAGAGGGCGAGCCCACAGUGGGAAGGAUGCGGAAAGACAUGUAUACUUACGAUUGCAUCAACACCUGGCACUUUGAAGGUUUGGCGGCCGGGAGCGACAAGAGGGGCGUCAAAAGAGCCCGGUUCUGGAACUUCAGGUUGGUGGAAGAGUUGGGAAGGCAUCUUGACCGCUUUUUACUCCCCCCUAACCCGGACUACAAGGACUGGGCAAAGUAUGAACACGACAAUUGA
Messenger RNA from Podospora anserina S mat+, 1113 nucleotides. RefSeq lists its product as uncharacterized. Bases 1 to 1113 code for a protein of 370 amino acids. The record is from RefSeq and is a predicted model, not a curated record. NCBI's taxonomy places the organism in Eukaryota, Fungi, Ascomycota, Sordariomycetes, Sordariales, Podosporaceae. The transcript has a single exon.